AUGAAUUUCAGCGGUUUCCUCCACAACGACGACGGUGGUGAAAACCAUUUCUCUUCUUCAGCCGCCGCUAUGCCCGGUGGUCUCGUUAAAUCCAUCUUCUCUUCUCCUCGUCUCUCUCUCGGUCUCCAAACGAGUGUAGAAAACAACGGAGGAGUUAGGGGUAGAACCGGCGAGAGUUUCGAGGUGAGUGUUACUCGGAGAAGUCCGGAGAGCAGAUCUGGAAGCGACAACGCCGACGCAUUCUCCGGCGAUGAUGACGUAGACGCCUCUAACAGACCUUCAAAGAAGAAGAAACGUUACCACCGACAUACUCCUCAACAAAUACAAGAACUCGAAUCGGUUUUCAAGGAGUGUCCUCAUCCCGAUGAGAAGCAACGGCUCGAUCUUAGCCACCGGCUUAACUUGGAUACUCGCCAAGUCAAGUUCUGGUUCCAAAACCGCCGUACACAAAUGAAGACUCAAAUUGAGCGACAUGAAAACUCUUUGUUGAGACACGAAAACGAUAAGCUCCGAGCAGAAAACAUGUCUGCAAGAGAAGCCAUGAGGAAUCCGAUGUGCGGUCACUGCGGUGGCUCCGCCGUUCUCGGCGAGAUCUCUAUUGAAGAGCAUCACUUAAGAAUCGAGAACUCACGCCUUAAAUACGAACUUGAACGUGUCUGUGCCUUAGCCGGAAGAUUCAUUAACCGGUUUGACGAUGAUGCAACCGGUUUACAUGAUCAAUCACCAAACUCCACACUCAAACUCGGUCUCGGCUCUAGAAACGGUUAUGGUGGUGAUGGUGGCGGUGGCGGUUUUGCUCUUGUCCCUCCUGGAUUCGAGAAUUCACCGUCUCCCUUCUACUCCAGUUUAGCAGCAAUGGUUAACCGUACCGGUACGAAUGCUGCCUCCGGACUCGAUCAGAAGUCGUUGUAUCUGGAACUAGCUCUUUCCGCAAUGGACGAGCUCGUGAAAAUGGCGCAGACGAGCGAGCCGCUUUGGAUCCCAAGCGCAACAGGGAAGCAAGAAAUGCUUAACCGAGAGGAAUACGAAAAAAUUUCCACACGUUGCCUCGGUGAUAAACCGGAUGGGUUUGUUUCGGAAGCUUCUAAAGAAGUUGGAAUGGUCAUCAUCAAUAGCUUAGCCCUCGUCGAGACCUUAAUGGACUCGGAACGAUGGGCGGAGAUGUUUCCAUGUAUGAUUGCAAGAAAUUCUACUACCGAAAUAAUCUCUAGUGGAAUGGGAGGGACAAGAAACGGUGCUCUUCACCUGAUGCAAGCAGAGCUUCAGUUGCUAUCACCACUAGUGCCGGUUCGUCAAGUGACUUUCAUAAGGUUUUGUAAACAACUCGCUGAAGGUGUUUGGGCGGUCGUGGAUGUCUCUGUCGACAGGAUAAGCGAUUCAGCAGCCUCGGCUCCGGCUUCUACGAGCUGUAGAAGGCUGCCCUCUGGUUGUCUCGUGCAAGACAUGCCCAAUGGCUACUCUAAGGUAACAUGGAUUGACCACACGGAGUACGACGAGAGCAACAUCCACCAAUUGUACCGUCCGUUAGUCAGCUCCGGUCUUGCCUUCGGCUCCAAACGGUGGAUAUCAGCUCUGCAACGACAAUGCGAAAGCCUCACCAUCCUCAUGUCCUCAACACUCCCACCCAACCGCAACAAACCCACACCCAUAAGCUCUAUAGGGAAGAAGAGCAUGUUAAAGCUAGCACAAAGAAUGACUGAGAAUUUCUGUAGAGGCGUGUGUGCUUCAUCAUCUCAGAAAUGGAGCAGGCUUGAAGUUGAUAACAUCGAUGAAGACGUGAGAAUCAUGACGAGGAAGAAUGUGGAUGAUCCCGGCGAACCACCGGGUAUUCUUCUGAGCGCCGCCACCUCCGUAUGGGUCCCGGUUUCACCAAGACGGCUCUUUGAUUUCCUCAGAGAUGAGCUUUUGAGAUCGGAAUGGGAUAUUCUGUUCAACGGUGGACCAAUGCAGGAAAUUGCUCUCAUCCCCAAGGGCCAACAUCACUCCAAUUCCGUCUCCCUCCUCCGAUCCACCGCGAUUAAUGAGAAUCAGAGCAGCAUGUUAAUACUGCAAGAGACGAGCAUAGACGCAUCUGGGGCGAUUGUUGUGUACGCGCCAGUUGAUAUCCCUGCGAUGCACUCUGUGAUGAACGGUGCAGAUUCUGCAUGCGUGGCUCUUCUUCCCUCAGGGUUUGCGAUUCUCCCGGAUGGUCAGGAAGGGUUGGAGGAAACCGGUUCGCUUCUCACUGUGGCGUUUCAGAUUCUUGUUAACUCUCUCCCUACUGCUAAACUCAACAUGGAAUCGAUUGAGACCGUUAAUAAUCUGAUAUCGUGCACCGUUCAGAAAAUCAGAGCCGCUCUUCGGUGCGACAGCAAGUAG
Molecule: messenger RNA, 2358 nt
Organism: Microthlaspi erraticum
Lineage: Eukaryota; Viridiplantae; Streptophyta; Magnoliopsida; Brassicales; Brassicaceae
Source: the annotation of a GenBank genome assembly